AUGUCCGCCACAAUAGCAGAGGGCUCUUUCAACAAAACCUUUCGACUGGCGAUGGAUAAUGAGUCUGCUGCAAUUGCCAAAAUCCCCCAUCCUAUUGACGGGCCAAAAUACUACACCACUGCACCAGAAGUGGCGACAAUGGAUUUUGCUGGCACCAUCCUACAGAUACCUCUUCCUCAGGUUUAUGCCUGGAAUUUAUACAUUGAUAGUGCAGAAUACAUACAUCAUCAUGGAGGAAGCUCCUGGGACAAAGCUAGAGGAUGUCACACCGAUCUCCAUUCCGGCAAUCUCUUCGUAGAUAACGGUCACAUCACCAGCGCCAUUGACUGGCAGGGGGCUUGGGCUGGGCCUCUGUUUCUUGAAAGGCGUCAUCCACGACCCAUUGAUCAUCAUGGCGAUGUGUUUUGA
This is a messenger RNA of Histoplasma mississippiense, 408 nucleotides long. RefSeq lists its product with no specific name. The transcript has 3 exons. Bases 1 to 408 code for a protein of 135 amino acids. The record is from RefSeq and is a predicted model, not a curated record. Gene Ontology annotation, cellular component: mitochondrion. NCBI's taxonomy places the organism in Eukaryota, Fungi, Ascomycota, Eurotiomycetes, Onygenales, Ajellomycetaceae.